GGUGUUCGUGUGAACCUGCGCCUGCGCUGCUGGCCGCAGGUUUGCUGUCAACAGGGUCUCGUGGAGGGCCCCGGGCGGGCAGCUCUAAGCAAAUAACCUGGAAAUGGUGGAGCCAGAGGGGGCCGAUCUCCCGGGGGUUCCCCCCUUUUCUGUGCCAAAGCAGGCACCAAAGCGUCAGGGCUGGAUGGAGCGCUCGGCCCUCUGCCUGACCGUGACCCGCGCGGCGGCCUCCAGCUUCCGUGGGAAUCCUCCCGGCCCGGCGAAAGCAACAGAGCAGCCAGUGGAUGGGCAACCGCCGCCCGCCGCUCUUCCUUCCUGCCGCCCGGGGGUCUUUGGGCCCCGAAUCGAGUCGAGCCCCGUCGGCGCAGCGUCACAGCCAGACCACUCGGCGGCGUUGCCUGGCGCGGAGCGUGCGGCGAGGCAACCGCUUCUCCCCGCGGCUCGGAGGUGAGACAAGGCCCCUCGGCCUGGGGGCCUGCGCGGGACCCGUCCUCGCAACGGCGGGCGGAGGGUCCGGCCUCCUCCGCGGCGUCGCACUUGCUGCCUGGCCCUCGCGACGAGGCGCAUUCCUAAAGCCUGAGUCACUCCCGGCCCGCCUUCCGUGCCGGGCCGCCCUUCGGUCUCCAGGCCGGGCCGCGCCGACGCCGGCCCCCUCGCUGAAUGGCCGCCCGGCCAGCACUCGCUCGGCUCGGCGCGCUCCCUGGGAGCGGCAGACUGCUCCAGUCCCACGGUGGCCGGCCAGCUGAAGCAGGAAGAUGUCUGAGGGGCGCCGUGACAGCACAAGCAGCUUGCAGAGGAAGAAGCCGCCGUGGCUGAAGCUGGACAUCCCCGUCCCAAUGUCGGUGGCUGAGGAGCCGCCCUUGGCGCAGCCCUUGAAGCGCCAGACUUUCCUCAGGAGCGUCAGCGUGCCUGUCGAGAAUACCCACUUCCCUUCUCCCUACAACGAGCUGCGGCGGCCGGCCCUCCAGCGACACAUGUCAAUCACCCAGACCAUCCGGAGGCAGGUCCGUUUUGAGAGGACUCAGACCUUGCCCAUUCAGGGGCGCCAGAUGGGCAGGAGGCUCCUGAGAAGGCGCCAGUCACUGCCCAGAACGUUGUUCAGGGGCACUGCAGACUGGUUUGGAGUCAGCAAGGAGAGUGAUGCCACCCAGAAAUGGCAACGGAAGAGCCUCCGGCACUGCAGCCUGCGCUAUGGGAAGCUGAAGCCUCAGGUCAUGCGCGAAAUGGACCUCCCAAGCCAGGACAACAUUUCUCUGGCCAGCACUGAGACCCCCCCACCGCUCUAUGUGCCUCCUGGUCAGCUGGGCAUGCAGCGGAUCAUUGACCCUCUGGCACGGGGACGAGCCUUUCGGAUGGCCGAGGACGGUGACGGCCACAGCAUGCCUCACACCCCGGUCACGCCUGGGGCGACAUCCUUAUGCUCCUUCAGCAGCUCACGCUCCGGCUUCAACCGCUGGCCACGACGGCGGAAAAGGGAAUCUGUGGCCAAGAUGAGUUUCCGAGCGGCAGCAGCGCUGGUGAAGGGUCGGUCUGUGAAAGAUGGCAGCCUGCGGAGGGCCCAGCAGCGCAGCUUCACGCCAGCCAGUUUCCUGGAGGAAGACACAGUGGAUUUCCCAGAGGAGCUGGAUACCUCCUUCUUUGCUCGGGAAGGAGUCCUGCAUGAAGAGCUUUCGACGUACCCCGAUGAAGUCUUUGAAUCGCCCUCGGAAAGUGCCGUGAGGGAGAUGGAAGCAAAGCUGCAGCAGCCGCAGCCAGCCCUCACCGGAGGGGCCUUGGACCGAAGCGAGCUGGAGAGGAGCCACCUGAUGCUCCCUCUGGAGCGUGGCUGGCGGAAGCAGAAGGAGGGGGCAGUGGCACAGCCCAGGGUGCGCCUGCGGCAGGAGGUUGUGAGCAUGGGCCUGCAGCGGCGGGGCCAGCGCAUCAAGGUGCCUGUGCGGAAGCUCUUUGCCAAAGAGAAGCGUCCCUACGGGUUGGGCAUGGUGGGCCGCCUGACCAAUCGGACGUAUCGCAAGCGCAUUGACAGCUUUGUGAAGCAGCAGAUUGAGGACAUGGACGACCACCGGCCUUUCUUCACUUACUGGGUUACCUUUGUGCAUUCGCUGAUCACCAUCCUGGCUGUGUCGAUCUAUGGGAUCGCCCCCGUGGGCUUUUCACAGCACGAGACGGUGGAUUCGGUCUUGAGAAACCGUGGGGUGUAUGAGAAUGUGAAGUAUGUACAGCAGGAGAACUUCUGGAUUGGCCCCAGUUCGGAAGCCCUCAUUCACCUGGGUGCAAAGUUUGCCCCUUGCAUGCGCCAGGACCAGCAGGUGCACAGCUUCAUCAGCGCUGCCCGCGAGAAGGAAAAGCACUCGGCCUGCUGCGUGCGCAACGACAAGUCUGGCUGCGUGCAGACGGCUGCAGAGGAGUGCUCGUCCACCCUGGCCGUCUGGGUGAAAUGGCCACUUCAUCCCAGCGCCCCCCUGCUGGCAGGAAACAAGCGGCAGUUUGGCUCGGUGUGUCAUCAAGACCCCAGGGUCUGUGAGCAGCCAGCCUCCAUGGAUCCUCAUGAGUGGCCCGAUGACAUCACCAAGUGGCCGAUCUGCACCAAGAACAGCGCCGGCAAUUACACCAACCACCCCCACAUGGACUGUGUGAUCACGGGCCGUCCCUGCUGCAUUGGCACCAAGGGAAGGUGUGAGAUCACGUCACGAGAAUACUGCACGUUCAUGCACGGCUACUUCCACGAGGAGGCCACCCUCUGCUCCCAGGUGCACUGCAUGGAUGAUGUCUGUGGGCUGCUCCCCUUCCUCAACCCAGAGGUCCCAGAUCAGGUGUACCGCCUGUGGCUGUCGCUCUUCCUUCACGCAGGGAUCCUGCACUGCUUGGUUUCAGUGUGUUUCCAGAUGACCAUCUUGCGAGACCUGGAGAAGCUGGCUGGCUGGCAUCGCAUCGCCAUCAUCUACCUGCUGAGUGGCAUCUCGGGCAACCUGGCCAGCGCCAUUUUCCUGCCUUACAGGGCUGAGGUGGGCCCAGCGGGGUCCCAGUUCGGCAUCCUGGCGUGCCUCUUUGUUGAGCUCUUCCAGAGUUGGCAGAUCCUGGCCCGGCCCUGGAGGGCCUUCUUCAAGCUCCUGGCGGUGGUGCUCUUCCUUUUUGCCUUUGGCCUCCUGCCCUGGAUCGACAACUUUGCCCACAUCUGCGGCUUCAUCAGUGGCCUCUUCUUGUCCUUUGCCUUCCUGCCGUACAUCAGCUUUGGCAAGUUUGAUCUGUAUCGGAAACGGUGCCAGAUCAUCGUCUUCCAGCUGGUCUUUGUAGGGCUCCUCUCUGGCUUAGUCGUUUUGUUCUACUUCUACCCCAUCCGCUGUGAGUGGUGCGAAUUCCUCACUUGCAUCCCCUUCACGGACAAGUUCUGUGAGAAGUAUGACCUAGACACACAGCUGCACUGAGCAGGGGGCUCGCAGGGACACCCCCCCCCCGCUGUGCAGUGAAUUUAAACUCCUGCUUGCACCCAUGCUGCCUUAAGCCCAGAGGGACUGGAACCUUUGCUGCAAACGGACCGUCUGUGCCUUGUUCAAUUUUACUGAACCUUUUCUGCUGCCAUGUUUUGAUGAUGCUGGUUCCAAAAUGGCCUUUUUAACAGGAUUUGUUACUUGUUGCCCAGGUGGCGAUUAAACACACAGGUAGCGUUUUAGCUACAUUUC
Molecule: messenger RNA, 3677 nt
Organism: Rhineura floridana
Lineage: Eukaryota; Metazoa; Chordata; Lepidosauria; Squamata; Rhineuridae
Gene: RHBDF1
Product: rhomboid 5 homolog 1
Exons: 19
Coding region: 756-3422 (888 amino acids)
Biological process (GO): regulation of protein secretion; regulation of epidermal growth factor receptor signaling pathway
Cellular component (GO): endoplasmic reticulum membrane
Molecular function (GO): serine-type endopeptidase activity
Source: RefSeq, a predicted model, not a curated record